Molecule: messenger RNA, 2890 nt
Organism: Ictidomys tridecemlineatus (thirteen-lined ground squirrel)
Lineage: Eukaryota; Metazoa; Chordata; Mammalia; Rodentia; Sciuridae
Source: RefSeq, a predicted model, not a curated record
AUGGUUGGGGAGGGAACGCAGGCGGAGAGGGGCGCCCCCGGCGGGGCUGAGAGCGGCGGGACGCCGGGGGCGCGGAGCCCGGGGCCGGCCGCGCAGCCCAAACUUCGCCUCAACUCUCGGCGAACUUGCCGGUGUGCCGGGCCGGGCCGCGGCGUUGCAGCCUGCGGGUCUCGGCGCGCCGCCCUGCGCCCGAGCGGCUCCCGCGACGAGGAGAAGAGCUGCGCGGGGCGGACGGGCCGGCGGACGGCAGCGGCGCGGGAUCGAGAAGGCCCCAAUCGCGGGGCGGAGGCGGCGGCCGCGAGGCUCGGAGUGGCAGCAGAAAGUUUGGGUUUCCGCACGGAGUGGCUGUUUGGGUGCCGCCUCCGGGAAGGAAAGUCCAGCCCCCAGCCAAACUUUGCUCGCCUUGCUCGCUUUGAUGCGCAGAUCCCUCCGCCUCUGCGGCCUCGCCUCCCCGCUGCCCUCCUCCUCCUCCUCCUCCUCCUCCUGCCGGCUCGCUCGCUCGCUCGCUGGGCAGGUCCGGGGCGUGCGCCGCGCUCCCGCUCCCGCUCCCGCCCGCUCCCAGUCUAUGUUUCAUGCAAAUCCGCGUGCAGCCUCCUUUCCAAGCGCUGUCACCGCCCCCUCGCCGCCGGGGCUCCCCGCCUCCUCCCCCGCGCCCCGCCGCCUCCUCUCCCGGGCGCCCUGCCCGCCCCCAGCUCCGGGGAGGACACCCGCCUGCCCUCGCCCUGCGCCCAACACGCCCACGUGGGCGACCCGGCACUGCUGAGGCCCCGGGCCCGUAGCCGUGCGGGCGUGGAGAGGAAGUUCUGGGAGUGGGGUGGCGAGAGGGGCCCCUGGCGGGCAGGCAGAACUCGGGCCUCGCGUCCGCUCUGGGAUCCCAGGCUGAAGAAGCUCCGUCGCAGUUGCGGGCCAGAGAGGGUUAGACUCGCGGCUGGCGGCGGUGCCCCCAGAAGACCCGGACCCAAGACGCGGCGCACGCGGAAGAUAGCCCAAGUGCUGCCCUCUGAAGUAAUCUGCACAGUAGUCCCUGAAGUAGAUGUCCUUAUUCUUCACAUCUAUGAAUGAGGCACCUGAGACACGGAGAGAUUUCUGGACUUCUGGGGAUCCCACAUGGCAGAGCUGGGGCUUGAGCUCAGGACUUCGUGAGCCUUAUUCCGAAAUUGCCAUUGCACCCAGCUGCCUCAUAGAGCAAGGCAGAGGUGACUUUGUUAAGAGAGCUCUUUGCAAAACAAAAGUUCUUUAUACAGGCUCACUAUUGUGAGAGCUUAAGAAAUGUUUGCUUGUGGUGACAUAGACUACAAAUAGCUUUCCUCACAGCCUCCUAGGUCUGCUGCGGGACCCUAAUGUUAAAGCCUCACUGAAAGAGAACCAGCAGCUGUGGAGUAGUAGUAGAUCACACCUUGGGCCCCAGGAGUGGUGUGGUGCAGGGAGCCGAGUUCAGGCUAAGGCAUCCGUGGAGCAUCUCAAUGCAGGUCUGGGAACUCUGAAAGAUACCAAGGGACCUAGGGAAGCACCAAAGAGUGGGGUCAGGGUGUGCCUGAGUGGGCAGAGGAUACAGAGGGACCCUUGCAGUCAUUAUCUUGUAGAAAAUGGUUAAUUUUAACCCAAACCUCAAAUCCAGCAAGGCCAGCCCUUGAGAGUCAGCCAGAAUACAAAUUCGGGCUCCAUCAUCAAUUAAUGUGGCUUUGGAUCCUGGCUAUUUCCCUCCUUCACUUUUUUUCUUUCACCUUAAGAAUGAAGCUAAUAGGGUUCUUAUGGUGCAUAGUGGUGAAUUCAGAAAGAGCAUCAUACGCAUCCUGCUCCAGUGCAACCCUUCAUCUUACACGAAAGAGAGCCAGUUUGCACUAGGGAGGGAAGCAGCCCAAGAGAGAUUCAAGGAUUAAAUGGAGUGGAAGGGCCUGGAGUGUACCUCACCUUCUAAACUCACGGCAUUGGAAGGGGCCCUUGUUCAACCCCCUCACUUUGCUGAGGGGAGGAAAAAACUAGUCAGCCAACUAGUUAGUGUGACUGAACCAUGCAUGCUUUCCCACAAAUCUUUUCCAAGGCAGCAUUGUUGUGACAGGGUCUGCUGGGUGUGCAGAAAAAUAAAAAGCUGGACCCACAUGGGAAUCUGAUGGUGCUGUCUCUGGGCUAGAUCUUUCUCCUCCAGUGAGAAAAGUUGAAGAAUAAGCCCUCUAGGAAGAGUGAGAAGUUACUUUUUCUCUGUUCCAAGAGACCCUUACAUGCCCUCCCCAGUUUGGGUGAUAAUGGGUAAGUGGCUACUGAUGGAUGCAACUCUGUUCUGGCGCCUGGUUUCCUGGGGCCCAGCCAGGCCUGCUUUGCAGAGGUUGUCCUUGUCCUUGGAAGGGAAACAUUAGCCCAGUUAAUUUUUCAUCAUGGUAAGUGCAAAGUUCAGGAGAGGUGGGAUGGGGGUGGAGGCACAGCUCUGUCUCCCUGGGAAUAGUCAGCCCUAUCAGGAGCCUCCAGACAGACAUGCCAAAGCAUGUUUGGAGCAGCUCCCACAUGGAACCCUGGAGAGAAACGAACACCUGACUUCGGUUAUGUUUUUUUUCCCACUAGCCAAAGGGUGUUUAAUCAGCAAGUGGUGAGUCUAGAAAGAACAUUGGGAUCAUUCUGUCUUCAUUUUACAGAGACAGAAAGGGAUAUCUGAGGAAGGGAGGUGAGCAGGUUGGAACUAGAACUCUCCUGAGCAUGUCCUCACCCAGAAGAGGGCCUCUACCUACAGCCAGGUCUCUGUAGAUCUUUAUAGCACCUUACCCAGUAGGCUCUCCUGGUACCAGAGAACCUGGGUUAAACUUCCAGCUUCACCACUUCCAGCUGUGUAACUUAACUCUUAUGUGUCAGUUUCCUCGACCAUAUAAUGGGAAUGGUAAUAAAAUUGCUUCUUAGAUUA